AUUAUACUUUUAAUUGUGUAUAAAAUUUAUACAUAAUUAUUCUUUCUAAUAAAUAAUAAUUCACAAGUUGUAUAUAGUACAUUAAGAUGUGCUAAGUAUCUGUGAGCGUGUUUUUCAAUUAAAAAGUAAAAAUUGUGUUAUAGUAUAAAUUAUCGCAAAAUGUCAUUGAUACUACGAGUUAAUUUACGACAUAAAUGUCAAAUUUUUCUUCAAGAAAAUAAAUAUUUGGGAUGCAAUUAUCUUCAUAUGAACCAUGAUAGAAAUUUUAAGAGAGCUGUUCAUAAUGAUCAAAAAAUUACUGAAGAACAACCUACAGAAAUCUAUCGAGGAAAUCUAAACAGUCGUGUACGUAAUGUGAAAUUAUUUUCUUUAGGAUCAUCAGUGUGUGCACUUGCGGUGCAACCAUACAUCAUUUCAAAAGCUAUGGCAUUAGACAGUGUGCCAGGUAUCGCAGGAUCUAUCUUUUUGGGAUUCACUUCGGUUUUUACGACAAUACUUUUUCAUCUAGUAACAAAGAAUUAUGUAACAGUUAUUUAUUAUGAUUCUAAAAGAGACAAAUAUCUUGCUACAACUUACACCAUAUUUCUUCGUGAAAAUAAAAUUGAAUUUACACCAGAUGAUGUUGUAGUACCAGACAUUACUGGUAUUUUUACAACGUGCCUUAUUAAAGGAAGACCGGUGUUAUUUAAUGAUCAGUUUUUCAAUGAUAGUCAUCAUUAUUAUAGAAUAAUGGGAUUCGAUAAACCGAUAGAUUAUAAGUUAAGCAAUACUAGUGUAAAUAAUUCAACUAUGGAAGAGAAUUUAUCUGAAAAGAUUGAAAAUAAAAGAUAAAUAUAUAUAUAUGUAUGUAUAUAUAUAAUUAA
Messenger RNA from Polistes dominula (European paper wasp), 863 nucleotides. Its product is annotated as transmembrane protein 70 homolog, mitochondrial. Gene Ontology annotation, biological process: mitochondrial proton-transporting ATP synthase complex assembly. The record is from RefSeq and is a predicted model, not a curated record. NCBI's taxonomy places the organism in Eukaryota, Metazoa, Arthropoda, Insecta, Hymenoptera, Vespidae. Gene Ontology annotation, cellular component: mitochondrial membrane.